Messenger RNA from Cygnus atratus (black swan), 3968 nucleotides. RefSeq names its product nephronectin (gene NPNT). NCBI's taxonomy places the organism in Eukaryota, Metazoa, Chordata, Aves, Anseriformes, Anatidae. The record is from RefSeq and is a predicted model, not a curated record. The transcript is spliced from 12 exons. The coding region runs from base 192 to 1853 and encodes 553 amino acids. Gene Ontology annotation, cellular component: membrane. Gene Ontology annotation, molecular function: calcium ion binding.
ACCGGCUGCGGGCGGCGCCGCCGCCCCUCAGCAGCGCCUCCUCCGCACCCAGGGGCUCGCCGCCGCCGCUCCGCAGCUUUCCGCAGCCCAGCCGGGGUCGGCGGGAGCUGGAGCCCCCUCACGGUCCCGCUCCCGCUCCCUCCCCUCGGCGGCGCGGUCGCGGUGCAGCGCGGCGGGGAGCCCCGCCGGCCAUGGAGCUCUGCCUGCGGCUGCUGCUGGCCUCCUGCCUCUCCCUGGGGGCUGCUGGGGAGUUUGACAGAAGGUGGCCCAGACAAAUAGUCUCUUCCACAGGACUGUGCCGGUUUGGAAGUAGAAUUGACUGCUGCUGGGGCUGGGCCCGUUUGGCUUGGGGACAUUGCCAACCUAUAUGCCAGCCAGGGUGCAAACAUGGUGAAUGCGUUGGGCCAAACAAGUGCAAGUGCCACCCGGGAUACACUGGAAAAACCUGCAAUCAAGAUCUAAACGAGUGUGGACUGAAGCCCCGGCCAUGCAAACACCGGUGCAUGAAUACCUACGGCAGCUACAAGUGCUACUGCCUGAACGGCUACAUGCUGAUGCCGGACGGAACGUGCUCCAAUGCCCUUUCUUGCUCAAUGGCAAACUGUCAGUAUGGCUGUGAUGUGCUGAAAGGAGAAGUGCGCUGCCGCUGUCCUUCUCCAGGACUGCAGCUGGGGCCUGAUGGUAGAACCUGCAUAGAUAUUGAUGAAUGUGCUACUGGAAGAGUCAUCUGCCCACGAUUUAGGCACUGUGUCAAUACUUUUGGAAGCUACAUUUGCAGGUGUCAUAAAGGCUUUGAUCUAAUGUACAUCGGAGGCAAAUACCAAUGCCAUGAUAUAGAUGAAUGUUCCCUUGGCCAGCAUCAGUGUGGUAGUUUUUCACGGUGUUACAAUACACCAGGAUCGUACAAAUGCAAAUGUAAAGAAGGGUACAGAGACAACGGAACAAACUGCAUACAAAGGCCAGUGACCAGACCAACAACUCGACCAACAGCCGGGCCAACAACUCAACCAACAGCUGGGCCAACAACUCGACCCACGCCAAGGCCAACAACUCGACCCACGCCAAAGCCAACCACGAGGUACGUGCUUGUGACGACAAGGCCGGUAACAAAACCAGUGACGAGGCCUCCACCUCCAACACCACCUCAGCCUACAAUGUUAAGACCCACGCUACCACCACAAAGAACUCCUGUGAUAACAACCCAAUAUCCUUCACAUAUUCCCAUUGAAACAACAUCUUCCCAAGGAGUUACAGAUGACAACAGAAUCCAGAUAGAUCCUCAGAAACCCCGAGGAGAUGUGUUCAUUCCACGCCAGCCUGGAGUGAGCAAUAAUCUGUUUGAAAUACUUGAAAUUGAAAGAGGGAUUACCGCUGAUGAAUUCGAAGCCAACGAUGACCCAGGUGUGCUGGUACACAGCUGUAAUUUUGAUAGCGGCCUGUGUGGAUGGAUCAAGGACAAAGAUGAUGAUUUGCACUGGGAACCCAUUAGAGAUGCAUCAGGGGGACAGUACCUCACCAUCUCUGAAGCCGAAGGCAAAGAGGGAAAAGCAGCGCAUCUUAUCCUGCUGCUGGGCCACGUGGCUCAGGCUGGGGACUUAUGCCUGUCGUUUCGGCACAAGGUGCCCGGCCUGCAUUCUGGUGCCCUCCAAGUCUUUGUGAGGAGAAACGGUGCUCACGGCCCAGCUGUCUGGGGAAGAAACGGUGGCCAUGGCUGGAGGCAGACACACAUAACUUUGCGAGGACUGGGCACCAAGAGUGUUAUUUUCAGAGGGGAGAAGGGGAAAGGAAGAACUGGGGACAUUGGACUCGAUGAUGUGAUCUUGAGGCGAGGACGCUGCUCUCAAGAACAUUAGCAAAGACGGGGGACUAGCACAGUCAUCUCCUCUAGCCCUUCUUGUACUAUUCCUAUUGAGUUUUGAAACAGAGCUGCAAGAAAAAGAAGAACCAGCUGGAGAGUGACAACUUCUUAGUGGUCUGCUAAGUGCAAUCUCACUGAAACUUCCCUUAAAAACACGAAGAGCACCUCCCGGGAUUCAGGAGCUCCAAACCCAAUUGCUGGUUGCUUCUAUUAAGCCUUACCCCUAAAUCAUAUUUUGUAUGUAAUAACUUUAUCCUCUCUUAAGCCUAAUGAGCGCUCACACAAAGAGCACUUGUGAAAACGGGAGAAAUAAUUACAAAUGGCGUGAAAAGAAAUCUCCGGCUCAGAAAGUUAACAGAUACUCAUUAUUUUCCCAUAGUGCUACUCUUCUAUUAAUUAGAGUUGACAGACAGUGGGAUUGAGCUAGCUGCAGAGCCAGCUCAGCCUGGCUGAAGCCUGGACCUGACCUUUGGCGUGCUGCCAUUGACCUUCGAGGAGGGGUUGUUUCAUAUUAAAUAGCAUUUACGUGGGUGUUGCAUCUGUAUUAAAAAGCAGUUACAUAGAGUAGGCACUGCAUCCUGUAAUAUUGCUACUGCUGUGUUUUGUGUAUAUGUGUAUGGUUAUGAACAUAUUUAUGUUUUGAAUACUUACAGACUCUAGUUGCAAGGUAAUUGGCAGCUGUGCUUUCCUAUUACACGAGACAGGAGUUCAGCACAUGGUGUGAUCCUACUGGGCCUGCCAACAGAUAUGUUACCAAAGUCAGUUAAUGGUGCUCAUUGAGAAAUGCUGGUACAGUUCUUUGUGUUGUAAUACGGUGAAGGCAAAAGACCAAAUCCUUACCUGACGUAAACUGGCAUCUGAUCAUGCUGUCCAGGUUUGCUUUUAGCUCAGGAGCAAGCCCUAACGGGCUCUCAGUCCUGCAAGAAACUCCUGGUUGAGCUGAAGAUUGCGCAGCCGGGAGAAGGUAACUUGCACCUUGUGUGACUGAGCCCUCUGCAGUGCUGAGGGCCCUUCCCUUCCCAAACCUGGCACAAGCCCAUGCCUAAACAAAAAAAGGGCAGCUGCCUUAUGGCCGUGCAAACAAUUCAGACCGUGAAAUGCCUUGAGCCACCCUUGUCAAAUGUCCAUAUUCCAUCCAACUGUUCUGUAUAUAAUAAGCAUUUUACUGUUUAGAACUAGACCAAAUAAUAGCUCUAGCUGGCACUAAAUGUUUAUCAGAACUUUGGACUAAUUUUUUACUUACAUAUCAUGCAUGUGGUCUGCAGUUUCCCAGGGAAUUGUUCGAUUUCGUUUGUGAUUUUUGGAUAAGGAACAUCAUCAUCAUUGCUGUUAACAAGUCUAAAUUUGACAAAGUAAUAGUAACAUUUCAGAAAAUGACAAAAGACAGAGAAAGUGUUGUUAGUGGCACAGUCUUAAAGCUUCAAAAAUGUAUACAUAGAAGAAAUAGGUAUUGGAUCUUUUAAAUACUUGCAUAAAAUGUAAAACAAAUGUCAGCUUCAUAUCAUCAGGAUAUCACAUCAAGAAGAGGUUCUUCACCGAGAGGGGUGGUUGCACACUGGAACAGGCUCCCCAGUGAAGUAGUCACUGCACCAAGCCUGUCUGAAUUUAAGAAGAGAUUGGACUGUGCACUUAGUCACAUGGUCUGAACUUUUGGGCAGACCUGUGCGGUGCCAGGAGUUGGACCUGAUGAUCCUUAUGGGUCCCUUCCAACUCGGGAUAUUCUAUGAUUCUAUGAUUCUAUAUCAUUCUAUAAAAAAUACCAUUAAAAAGAAAUAAAUUAAACCUUGCAGACAGUCCACAGAGAUGAGAGGCCAUGUUCUGAGUGCCUGGUUCUGACAAAAUACCUUUCUGAGGAUACUUUUUCAAUUUGUCCCCUAGCACUGUAUGUAUAAGAGAAGUUUAUUUCACCAAACAGAUACUGCAAAAGUGUGUCAGCAAAAAUCUUGAAAUGGAAAAACAAUGCAUUUGUAAAAAGUCUUUAAACUAUUUUGCUUCAGAUAUGAUCAUGAUCUUUUUUCUCUUAUGUUACUUUGCAAUAUGUCAGAAAUAUUUGUGAAUAGUUGAAAUGCCUUGUCUUUAUUUUAAAGUAAUCAGUAAAGAAGGCUGUUAC